AUGAUGGGCAGUAAUAGUAAUAGUGAUAAUAGUGGUAGUAGUACUUAUAGUAGUAAUAGUAGUGAUGAGAUGAUUGAACAUAUUAGGAAGAAACACAAUAGAGAUGAAGAUCAAAAAGAUAAUGCGAAGAAAAGACAAAAGGGUUCAACUGUCAGUUUGCCCCAAUUCAAUUUACAGAAGUUUUGCUAUAGACAUAAUCCAGAUAUUCAGUCACCGGAAAAUAACACGGCGUGUCAUAAACAGGAUCUGAAGAGGUUUCAGGAAGUUAAUCAAAAGAUAUCACAACUACCGGUCAAGGAACAGUCAGUGGUGCAUCAUACAAUAUCUACCUUCACCAAAUCUAAUGACAAAAUAAGAAAAUUAAUACUAGAUGGAUUGUUAACGGCCAGCUGUUUUCCGCAGCUGUCUUACAUAGCCACACAGGUUCAAAACAUGAUAAAAAUCGAUUUCAUAAGUGUGUUACCGCGGGAGGUUUCGUUGAAAAUACUUUGUUAUUUAGAUUGUCAAUCGCUGUGCAAUGCGGCAAAAGUGUGUCGCCGUUGGCAAGUGAUGGCGGAUGGUGAUAGGGUUUGGCACCAUAUGUGCCAGCAGCACAUCGAUAGGAAAUGUCCGAACUGUGGUUGGGGUUUACCGUUACUGCACAUGAAACGUGCCAGGGAGCCGCAGAGCACUUGCUGUAACAAUGGUCAGAGCACAGGAAAAAAGCCGGUAAAGACCCCCUGGAAAGUCAUUUACCGUGACAGGUUCAAGGUUGAAUCUAAUUGGAGAAGGGGACACUGCUCUAUUCAGGAGUUCAAGGGCCACAUGGAUGGAGUUUUAGCUUUACAUUUUAAUUCACGACUCCUGUUCACGGGAUCUUAUGACUCCACUGUAGCCAUAUGGGAUCUUUGCAGUGGCAGCUUAAUAAGAAGAUUAUCGGGACACACUGACGGUGUUAAGGCAUUAUAUUUCGAUGGACAAAAACUGAUCACGGGUUCAUUAGAUAAAACAAUCAGAGUGUGGAAUUACAUGACAGGUGAAUGUAUUUCUACCUAUCGAGGGCACACAGACAGUAUUCUCAGCGUUGAUUCUUACAGGAAAAUUAUCGUAUCCGGUAGUGCAGAUACGACAGUCAAAGUAUGGCAUGUCGAAUCCAGGACAUGCUACUCCCUGAGAGGUCAUACCGAGUGGGUCAACUGUGUAAAACUACAUCCAAAAAGUUUUCUUUGUUUCAGUUGUAGUGAUGACACAACGAUUCGAAUGUGGGAUAUAAGAACGAAUUCGUGUCUGCGAGUAUUCGAAGGGCACGUAGGCCAAGUGCAAAAGGUCCUGCCGCUGGUAAUAAUAGAUAUUGAAAAUUUAGUUGUGGACGAGCCUGUAGAAGACCCAGAAGCGCAGCACCAAGAUCAAGAAGUAGAACCAGCUGAUGACAUAUUGAAGGAAAAUCUACCAUAUCCCACUCAUAUUCUUUCCUGUUCCCUAGACAAUACAAUAAAACUAUGGGAUAUAAAGACAGGUAAAUGUAUAAGAACCCAAUUCGGUCACGUCGAGGGAGUAUGGGAUAUAGCUGCUGACAAUUUUCGUAUAGUAAGUGGCUCGCAUGAUGGUAAAGUGAAAGUAUGGGAUUUACAAAGCGGCAAAUGCAUACACACAUUUCAAGGUAAGUGUUUGCAGCAGAAUGAAAACCAAAGCACCGAUAAUACAAAUUGCACGUAUAAAGUCUCACCCAUAGCGUGCGUCGGAAUUGGUGACUCGGAAUUUUUUACAGGAGAUGAAAUGGGGUUCGUCAAAAGAUUCAGAUUCGAUACCGACGAAACGUAA
Messenger RNA from Zygotorulaspora mrakii, 1800 nucleotides. RefSeq names its product ubiquitin-binding SDF ubiquitin ligase complex subunit MET30 (gene MET30). The record is from RefSeq and is a predicted model, not a curated record. The transcript has a single exon. Lineage: Eukaryota; Fungi; Ascomycota; Saccharomycetes; Saccharomycetales; Saccharomycetaceae. Gene Ontology annotation, molecular function: protein binding. The coding region runs from base 1 to 1800 and encodes 599 amino acids.